This is a messenger RNA of Botrytis byssoidea, 822 nucleotides long. RefSeq lists its product as uncharacterized. The record is from RefSeq and is a predicted model, not a curated record. Gene Ontology annotation, biological process: mitochondrial respiratory chain complex I assembly. The coding region runs from base 1 to 822 and encodes 273 amino acids. The transcript is spliced from 2 exons. Lineage: Eukaryota; Fungi; Ascomycota; Leotiomycetes; Helotiales; Sclerotiniaceae. Gene Ontology annotation, cellular component: mitochondrial inner membrane.
AUGUCUCGCCUUCGCAAAAUCAGCCCCUCCAUUCCCGAAAUCGCAAACGCAAUUAUCGCCCCGCGGUCGAGUAUUUCAACCUGCACAAGUACGAGAUUGGGUUCUUGUCAGAGUUUGGUACCAAGAGUUAAACAUUCAAACCCAUUCAAAGUCUCAUAUCACGCACCCUACUCCUUCUGCCAAUCUCGUCAUUACUCUCAAUCUGGUCCCAGCAAACCUUCCACUCCCAUAAAACCAACCUCCGUGCGAACAUCUUCUCUCUCUUCGCGUUCCCAUUCCCAUCCUCCCGCGACUCACGAUCGUGGUCCGCCUUCUUCGGAAACUACACAGACGGAUUUUUCGGUUCUAGAUGUAUUAGGGAAUACGCCGAUGCCGAGUACGAGUAUUGAUGCUUGUUUGAGCGAUGGGUUUCAUUUGAAUAGUGGUGUGAAGGUGGGUGGUGAUGGGAUUUUUAAGGGUGGGAAAUGGAGGGGAGGGGCUGGAGUUUUGUUGGUGGGGGGUGAGGCGUUUGGAUGGAAACCUUGGGUUGGGGGUGCGAAGGAGGGGGAGGAGUUGGAAUUGGUUAAUAAGAAGGGUCAAUUUGAGUGCGGGGAUGAAGCGUGGGGAAUUCUGGGGUGUGUGUGGCCUAGACCUGAUCUUUUAAUUCUCGGCUUAGGCAAAGAUAUGCGACCCAUAUCCCCCAAAACCCGCGCAUACAUCAAUGGCCUAGGAAUUCAGAUAGAAAUCGCAGAUACAAGGAACGCGGCUGCACAAUUUAACCUGCUAGCGACGGAACGAGGGGUUGGAAGUGUGGCGGGAGCAUUGAUGCCAAUUGGACGGUAG